This is a messenger RNA of Gadus chalcogrammus (walleye pollock), 2513 nucleotides long. Its product is annotated as golgin subfamily A member 3-like. Bases 105 to 2462 code for a protein of 785 amino acids. Lineage: Eukaryota; Metazoa; Chordata; Actinopteri; Gadiformes; Gadidae. The transcript has 11 exons. The record is from RefSeq and is a predicted model, not a curated record.
GAAUCCCAUCAGCCAUGAGUGCCUUGGACAUAACGGUAGCAGGUGCUCAAGUGUGGCAAGUGGGCUAAACGGUGAGAAAUAUUGAUGUUGUUUAACGCAUUCAAAUGGUACCAUCUCAUUUAUUGGUUUUGGGAGUUGUUUGUUCUGUUUUAACCAAAUCACAAUUCAGGUUCAGAAACGAUAUAUUUUCAACAAAACUGCACGAUGAGAUCGACUUUGGUGCGGUAGAUGAGAUGGUUCAAGAACGCGUCCUCCAGACUAAAGUCAAGGGGCACGGGAAUCCCAUCAGUCAUGAGUGCCUUGGACAUAACGGUAGCAGGUGCUCAGGUGUGGCAAGUGGGCUAAACGGUUCAGAAACUAGUAUAUUUUUAACAAAACUGCACGAUGAGAUCGACUUUGGUGAAGUAGUAGACGAGAUGGUUCAAGAACGCUUCCUCCAGACUAAAGUCGAGCCAUUUUUAGAAAAACUUCAUCAGCAAGCCACUAACGUUGUGGUCAGCUACAAUGACAUGGACGAGAAAGAGCUUAAGAGGUACCAGCAGACCAGACAUGUAAUCCUCCAUGUCCCAACCCUGCAAGAGCUCCUUCUAAAGAUCGGCUUUAGCAAAAAUAUGGAAGAACUUCAGAGCUACCUGAUUGCCGCCGACCGGACGUGCUUGUUGUCUGAGAACGAAGCCCUGAAGCUGGAGCUGAACGACGCUCAGAGCAGACACCAGACGGUGGUCAGCGGCCUCCACUCCUCCCUCCAGUCCGUCGAGCAUGAGAACAAGGGAGCCCAGUACACUUUGCACCAGAACAUCAGACACCAACAGGACAGGGUGAUUUUGAUGGAGGGAAAGCUAAGUGAAUCCGAGAGGCAGGUCAUCUCACUGCAGCGGUAUCUACUGGAAAGCACCGACAAAGCCCAGAUUCUGCAGAAGACCCUGAGCAGCUGCAAGUCGACCCUACAGUCUGCAGAGCAGGACAUGGAACUGACAAAGCAGAGAGGACUCGAUCUGCAAGCUGCACACAGGGCCUCACAGGACAACAACCAAUCGCUGAGACGCAGCCUCCUCGGUGCCGAGGAGCACGCAAAGUCUCUCAGACACAGCGUCGGCGAACUCGAGCGGAAGAUCGAGCUCCAGCAGAAGAACCAAGCGUCCGAAGAAGAGGCGGUCAAAGCCCUGAGACGCAGGGUGGAUGAAUCGAAGGAGAAGGUCUCGUCCCUGGAGGGGAGCCUGAAGGCUUCUGAAGAGAGCGUCUCGUCACUCAGGCAGAGCCUGAGAGCAUCGGAAGAGAAGGCCGCCUGCCUCGGGCAGAGCCAGAGGACCUCCGAGGAGAGGUGUCGUUCUCUGCAGCUCAAACUCAACUCGGCCGAGGAGGCCGUCCGAGCGACCCGGGGCUCCCUCGCCGUGGCGGAGUCCGAGGCCGAGAGGCUGAAGGAGGCUCUGGGCUCCUUGGAAGACAAAACCCUGGCGCUGCAGGACACGUUACUGGCCAGCGAGAGCCACUCGAGCGGCGGCGCCGCUCAACGGCGAGCCCUGGAGCGGGGCAAGACGGAGGACCGAGAGAGCCUUCAGGUUCUGAUCCGCUCUCUCGUCGGCUGCGAGGAGGAGCAUCGCAGCCGAGCCAAGAGGCUGGACCUGGAGCUGAGGCUGACCAAGGAGCGGCUGGCCCUGCUGCAGGACAGCGGGAGCCGGUCGGAGAGCCGCUACGCCCAGGAGACGGCUCGGCUCCAACACCAGCUCCUCAAGGCCGCCAACAAAGGAACGGCCGCCCAGAAGGAGCUCCGAGCCCACGUGGCCGAGCUAAACACCAAGUUGCUGAAGGCGCAAGCAAGUCAAAACAGAGAGCUGGAGGCGGUUGCAGUGGUUGAGAGGGAGCUGCAAGGCACCGUCCUGGACCUCAGACAGGAGCUACACGUUCAAACCAAGGAGAAGGAAGGCGCCCUGCAGUGUCUCAGGAUGACACAGAGGGACCUCGCCGAGGUCCAGCACCACCUACAGGUAGACCUGCUGAAGUGCACCCACGGACGUGAGCCGGGAAGAGGACAGUCCACCCCCAGAGAAGCUGAGCAGAGGGUAAAACCGGACACCCCGAAAGCAACGCUGCGUUCCGUCGACCAUGAACACGUCCUGACCGACGGGCAAAGAAAGAAGGAGUCGGCAAAGGUACACGGUCACGGGCACAGUGUGAGGGAGGGACGCCGGGACGACUCCCCGUGUAGACCGCCCCGCUCGGCGUGGUGGGACACGCCCCCUCCCCCCGCCGACUCACCGGCCCCGAGCUGUGAUUCUACAGGGCCGUCUUCGCCAUGGUCCAACGGAACACCUUUGACUAUGGAUGGAAAGGGUGAGGCCUGUUGCCUUACUCAGCUGAAGCCUGCAGAAUACUUGCAGAAUCUACUAAAGGUGCAGAAAAAGCUCAGGGCACUGCAGUCGAUGGAUCGCCAGAAGACAAUGAACGAGAUGCGUCUGCCAUAAAGCCUACGCGUCAUCUGAAAGUUACACCUAAAAACAUGUGUAAUAAAGAAA